Lodderomyces parapsilosis is the source of this 237-nucleotide messenger RNA. RefSeq names its product ubiquinol--cytochrome-c reductase subunit 10. The coding region runs from base 1 to 237 and encodes 78 amino acids. NCBI's taxonomy places the organism in Eukaryota, Fungi, Ascomycota, Pichiomycetes, Serinales, Debaryomycetaceae. The record is from RefSeq and is a predicted model, not a curated record. The transcript is spliced from 2 exons. Gene Ontology annotation, biological process: mitochondrial electron transport, ubiquinol to cytochrome c.
AUGGUUUCAUACGUUAGAGGUCCAGCUUACAAAGCUCUUUCACAUUUUGGAAAAUUAAACCCACCAUUGGUCAGGGCUUACAUUCCUGAUUUGAUCUUUUGGGGUGGUGCUGCUGCUGGUGGAAUUGCCGCAUUUACUGAAGGUUGGCCAUUAUUUCAACAAACUUUUUACGACAAGAUUCCGUACUUUGGUCAACACUGGAUAAACAAUCCUGAUCCAGAAGAUGUUCCAGUUUAA